Molecule: messenger RNA, 2766 nt
Organism: Trichophyton benhamiae CBS 112371
Lineage: Eukaryota; Fungi; Ascomycota; Eurotiomycetes; Onygenales; Arthrodermataceae
Exons: 4
Coding region: 1-2766 (921 amino acids)
Molecular function (GO): hydrolase activity, acting on acid anhydrides, in phosphorus-containing anhydrides; ATP-dependent chromatin remodeler activity; zinc ion binding
Source: RefSeq, a predicted model, not a curated record
AUGUCAACCAAACGGCGGAUUAAUCUAGUCGAUCUCACCGGAGAUGGAGAACCAACCUCUGAGUCUACUCGCAAGAGCUACACAGCCCCUACUGAUGGCCAGGAGCUAAGGGCGCGUCAGAGCGUCGUGGAUCUUACUCAGGGGGAGCCGAGUACCCAGAUGGAGCAUGAUGAAGAACUAAAUGCAAUGCAGACGGUUCAGGAUUCUCAAUUCGAUGAAACGGCUUACUUGACCUCGGAGCUCUACGGUCAUCUGGAAACUAAAAUCGUGGGCGUGAGGUUCUACAAUGGCCAUGCCACAUUGGGCGAGUGUGUCCUUGUCAAAAGAGACAGCAACAACAAGUAUGAUUCAAAUGCUGUUAGAAUCGACAAUGUCAUGGGCCACCAAAUCGGUCAUCUACCCCGUGUACUAGUCAGCAAGCUUGCUCCUUAUAUGGACUCGAAUGAACUGCUGGUAGAAGGUACACUAUCCGGUGAAAUAGGAGCAUACGAUUGUCCUAUUACACUUCACCUGUAUGGAACAAGUGAGCCUGCGGCAAGGGAACAAUUAAUGGAGAAAAUGCAACGUGAUAGGUUACCAACGACCGUGGUUAAAGCAGCAAUUCGGAAACACAAACAAGAUCUUGCAAAGAAGGCAAAAGAGGAUGCUGCGAAGAUGCGUGCAAAUGCAAGAGCGCUAGCCCAACAGAAGAAAGGCAAUCCAAUGUUCGCGAAUCUUUCCCAAGGGGCAGAACCGGCUCAGCAAACAGAGAGUUUGGACGAACUUCUCUCUCAGAGUAUUUCCUUUAAUCCCCGAGAGACGGAAAAGAUUGUGGAAAAGUUUGGCUUGGAUGAAACUGAACUUUCACAGAUGCCAAUGGCAGAGUGCCCUCCUCAACUUUCAACGGAACUCCUUCCAUAUCAGCGGCAGGGACUGGCAUGGAUGCUUGACCGCGAAUCCCCCAGCCUUCCAAAAGAAGGCUCUGACGAUAUCGUGCAGCUAUGGAAACGAGUUGGUAAGAGAUACAUGAACAUUGCAACUAACUACUCAUCUUCGACUGCGCCGCCACUUGCAAGUGGUGGAAUUCUGGCGGAUGACAUGGGCCUUGGUAAAACGAUACAGGUCAUCUCGCUAAUACUAGCUAAUGCGACCCCUAAGACACCAAAGUCUUCUAAGGCCACACUCAUUAUUUCUCCUCUUGGUGUGAUGAGCAAUUGGAGAGAUCAAAUAGCGGCUCAUAUCCACAAGGAGCAUGCUUUGCGUGUUCUAACAUAUCACGGCUCUGGUAAAAAAGAGGCUGCUAAUCUCUCUCAAUACGACGUGGUUAUCACUACGUAUGGUGCCCUUGCCUCAGAAUACGGACAAUUACUCAGUGCAACCGGGAAGUUUGCAAAGACGAAAAGAGGACUUUUCUCUGUACGUUGGCGAAGAGUGGUCUUGGAUGAGGGCCAUACAAUACGAACACCAAAGACAAAGGCAGCUUGUGCAGCUUGUAUGCUAGAGGCAGACUCACGCUGGUCUCUUACCGGUACCCCCAUCGUCAAUAACUUGAAAGACCUGUACUCCCAAGGAAAGUUUAUCAGGCUAUCCGGCGGCUUGGAGGAUCUACCUGUCUUUCACAGUGCAUUGAUUCGGCCUCUGAAUGCUGGUGACGAAAAUGCUAGCCUUCUACUCCAGGCCUUGAUGGCAACUAUAUGCUUAAGACGCAGGAAGGAUAUGAGCUUUGUAAACCUUCGUCUACCCCCUAUGGAAUCUCAUAUACUACACGUUAAAUUUCUUCCCUACGAGAAGGAGAAGUACGAAAUGUUUGAGGCCGAGGCUAAGGGUGUCUUCAUGGACUUCCAGUCUAACAAGAAAGGCAAGAAAACAACAUAUUCUCAUGUCCUUGAGGUUCUCCUACGACUUCGUCAAGUAUGCAACCAUUGGAAACUUUGUCACGACCGUGUCAAAGGACUUAUGGAAUUACUGGAGAAGGAUAAGGUGGUUAAGCUCACCCCGGAAAACGUAAAGGCACUUCAGGCUGUAUUGCAAUUAAGGAUCGAGAGCCAGGAAGAAUGUUCCAUUUGUCUCGAAAGCCUAGACAACCCUGUCAUUACCCCCUGUGCACACGCUUUCGACUACUCCUGCAUUGAGCAGACAAUCGAACUCCAGCACAAAUGCCCUCUCUGUCGGGCCGAGAUCAAAGAUUGCUCGGAAUUGGUAUCCCCUGCUGCGGAUCUCGGCGAAGACUGCAAUCAAGUUGACGUAGAGUCUGAUUCUUCGAGCAGUAAAAUCCAGGCUCUCGUCAAAAUCUUGACGGCAAAAGGUCAAGCCGCUGGGACGAAGACGGUGGUUUUCAGCCAGUGGACAUCCUUCCUUGACUUGAUUGAACCUCACCUUGUCUUAUAUAACAUCAACUUUGCCCGAAUUGACGGCAAGAUGAACUCUGCCAAGCGUGAUGCUGCCAUGAGUAAAUUCUCCCGUGACUCAGAAUGUACCGUGAUGCUUGCCAGCUUGAAUGUGUGCAGUGUCGGCCUUAAUCUAGUGGCUGCCAACCAGGUUGUCCUGGCUGAUAGUUGGUGGGCCCCAGCCAUUGAAGAUCAAGCUGUGGACCGCGUAUAUCGCCUGGGCCAGACACGUCCUACAACUAUAUGGAGACUUGUCAUGGAGAACAGUAUUGAGGACCGAGUACUUGAUAUUCAGAAGGAAAAGCGGGAACUUAUGAGCACGGCUUUCCAAGAGAAAGCUGGCCAUAAGGACCAGGCACGACGGUCUAGAUUAGCUGAUCUGGAAAAACUCCUUCGGUGA